CAGGCUGAUAUAACCAGCGGCUGAGUCCAGGCUGCCUCCAGUCUCCUCCUGUGCUGCACUAUGUCUGUCCUGGUCACCCUGGUCAAGAAGAUCUGGUGCAUUAAGAGGUAUAUCAUCCUGAUCGCCACGCCGAUCCUCCUGUCCCCCAUCUUCUUCUCGCUACCGCCGCAGGAAGGAAAAUGCCUCUUUGUGGUCCUUCUGAUGGCCUUCUACUGGUGUACGGAGGCUCUACCUCUGGCGGUUACUGCCAUGCUUCCAAUAGUGCUAUUCCCUUUCAUGGGCAUCCUGCCCUCCAGCAAGGUUUGCCCGCAGUACUUCUUGGACACAAACUUCCUGUUUCUUAGUGGAUUGCUCAUGGCUGCUGCUAUAGAGGAGUGGAAUCUACACAGGCGGAUUGCCCUCAAAGUCCUCAUGUUGGUGGGAGUACAGCCCGCUAGGCUCAUACUGGGGAUGAUGAUGACCACCGCUUUCCUAUCCAUGUGGUUAAGUAACACUGCCUCUACCGCCAUGAUGCUUCCCAUAGCCAACGCCAUCCUGAAAAGCCUCUUUGGAGAAAGGUUUGAUGAAAAAAAAGGGAAGAAGGGCAGUGAUAGUAACCCAGCGUCUUUUCAAGAAAAGGGAUUACAUCCUGUGUCAACAGAACUGCAGAUGCUUACCAGCAUGGAGGAAAAAGAGCUGGCCGAAAAAGUGGAGAUAUCGAAUGAUAUGCAUAAAGACAUGGCGAAAGAACGGGCAUACCAGAACAGAAUUUGGAAGGCAUUCCUUAUAUCCAUUCCAUAUUCCGCCAGUAUUGGAGGAACCGCCACCCUAACUGGGACAGCACCCAACCUCAUCCUUCUGGGACAGCUGAAGAGCUUCUUCCCAGGCUGUGACGUGGUGAACUUUGGCUCCUGGUUUGUCUUUGCUUUCCCGCUGAUGGUCAUAUUUCUUGUAAUUGGCUGGUUAUGGAUCUCAAUUCUACACGGAGUCAUCAGCCUCAGAUGUAAAAGGAAAAAGAAGUCAGAGAUUCGGGUGGAAGCAGAGGCAAAAGCCAAAGAAGUGAUAGCUGAGGAUUACAGAAAGCUGGGCCCCACAAUUUUUGCAGAGAAAGCUGUCUUCUUCUUCUUCUGUCUCUUCGCCAUUCUGCUGUUCACCAGAGAUCCCAAGUUCAUCCCUGGGUGGGCAUCCGCCUUCAACACUGGCUUCACCUCGGAUGCAGUGACUGGGAUUACCAUAUCCGUCAUUUUAUUUUUCUUUCCCUCUGAAAAGCCUUCCCUGUCGUGGUGGUUUGAUAUGAAAGCUCCAAAUACAGAAAAUAAACCUUUGUUAUCAUGGAAGAAAGCCCAAGACACUGUUCCAUGGAAUAUUAUUUUACUGCUGGGAGGGGGCUUUGCCAUGGCCAAGGGCUGUGAGGUGUCUGGUCUAUCCACCUGGAUUGGAGGCCGCUUGCAGCCAUUAGAGGGUCUCCAUCCUGCUCUGGCCGUCCUGCUUGUUACUAUACUCAUCGCCUCCUUUACAGAAUUCGCCAGUAACACGGCGACCAUUAUAGUCUUCCUCCCGGUAUUAUCAGAACUGGCCAUCCGUCUCAAAGUGAAUCCUCUGUACCUAAUGAUUCCUGGCACCGUUGGCUGCUCCUACGCCUUCAUGCUUCCUGUGUCCACGCCUCCCAACUCCAUAGCGUUUUCUACAGGACAUUUAUUGGUGAAAGACAUGGCAAAGACGGGACUUCUGAUGAACCUAAUGGGCGUUCUCCUCCUUAGCCUUGCCAUGAACACCUGGGCAUCCAGUAUAUUCGGGCUUAGCAUUUUUCCUGAUUGGGUCAACCUCCAACCACACAACGUUACCGCCUUGGCCACAUAUAAUAUGACCACCGGUGGCUGACCGUGCAGGGUGGUGACACAAACUGACUGAUAAAGACACUAAAGUGACAAUUUAAUCGGCCUGCAACCUUAACUGCAGAACGGCUAUCGUACCUUACUGUGAAGGACUGUCCUUAUCUCACCUUUUAGGAAUUGGAAUCUUUUUUUUUUUUUUUAA
Rana temporaria (common frog) is the source of this 2016-nucleotide messenger RNA. RefSeq names its product solute carrier family 13 member 3 (gene SLC13A3). NCBI's taxonomy places the organism in Eukaryota, Metazoa, Chordata, Amphibia, Anura, Ranidae. The record is from RefSeq and is a predicted model, not a curated record. Gene Ontology annotation, cellular component: membrane. Gene Ontology annotation, biological process: citrate transport; monoatomic anion transmembrane transport. Gene Ontology annotation, molecular function: citrate transmembrane transporter activity; succinate transmembrane transporter activity; sodium:dicarboxylate symporter activity. The transcript has 13 exons. The coding region runs from base 61 to 1860 and encodes 599 amino acids.